AUGAACGAUCCGUCUCCUGAUCUAAUAGACGAUGCUGAAAUUCAUCAAAAAUUAAAUGAAAAUCAACUUUCAUACGAUGAACUUUUUCGUCGUGUUGAUAAGAACAAUGAUGGAAAAAUUGAUGUUGAUGAAUUAAUUCAAUUAUUGGAAAAAGUUGAUGUUGAAACAUCACCUAGAAAACGUGUAGCUGUCGCACGUAGUAUUAUCAAACAAGGUAGUGGAUCAUCAAAUGCAUCGUCUCUUACUUUUCAACAAUUUGCUAAUUAUGUUUUAAAACAAGAAAAGAAACUCAGUCUAGUUUUUCGAAAUGUAGAUGCUGCUCAUCAAGGAAAAUUCGAUGCAGAAGAUUUAGUCUUUUAUUUUAAAAAACUUGGUAUUACAAUUGAAUUAGAAGAAGCAAAGAAAUUAGUCAAAAAAAUGGAUCAAGAUCAUUCAUUACAAAUAUCAUUUGAUGAAUGGCGUUCAUUUUUUAUGGCUAAUCCGGCGAUUCUAGAAAGUGUUACUAAUGAUCCACGUGUGAUGCUUCGUUACUGGCGUAGUGCAUCGUAUCUAGAUUUAGGUGAAUCUCCUUAUGGUGCACCUGAAGACGCACUAACAGAAGGUAAUCAAUGGUGGAAGAAUUUUAUAGCAGGUGGUACCGCUGGUGCUAUCUCAAGAACAGCUACUGCUCCAUUUGAUCGACUUAAAAUUAUUAUGCAGUAUUUGGGUUCAAGACAACAUAUGACUGUAAUAAGUGGUUUUCGAUAUUUAAUUAAUGAAGGUGGUGUAAAAAGUUUAUGGCGUGGAAAUGGUGUUAAUGUUUUGAAAAUUAUACCUGAAACAGCACUACGAUUUGCAUUAUUUGAAGAAACGAAAAAAAUAUUGAAAAGAAUUCAGAGUAAAGAAUUAUGUACAGAAACAACAGUUAUUGAACGAUUUUUAGCUGGAGCAAUGGCUGGUUUUCUUUCUCAAACGUUUGUCUAUCCAUUAGAUGUAUUAAAAGUACGUUUAUGUUUAAGACGUACAGGUGAAUAUCCCCAUUGGACCGAUACUGUCAAACGUAUGUAUAAGCUCGAAGGUCCAAAAGCUUUUUGGCGUGGUUAUGUACUCAACCAAAUUGGUAUAGUUCCAUUUGCUGGAUUUGAUCUAGCAUGUUAUGAAGUAAAUAUAACUAUAUAUAUGAGUGAAUUUUAA
Messenger RNA from Rotaria sp. Silwood2, 1173 nucleotides. NCBI's taxonomy places the organism in Eukaryota, Metazoa, Rotifera, Eurotatoria, Philodinida, Philodinidae. The record is from the annotation of a GenBank genome assembly.